AUGGAUGCUUCUGAACCCUUUUUAAGUGAUGCUAAGCGCUAUACGACGGUUCAUUUACCCCAGCAACCGCGAAAAUGGAUUAGACAGAGCGGUUGGACAAAAUACAAUGCAGACGGAACGGCGCAGAAAAUCAGUGCCCCUGAUGAGACUAUGCUCACUUUUGAUACUGAAGUUAUGUGGAAGGAACAUCCAUUUGCUGUAAUGGCCUGCGCUGCCGGCCCAACGGCUUGGUACGCAUGGAUUUCGCCCUGGCUCCUUAAGGAAACCGAAGAUACCCAUCAUCUAGUACCUCUUGGUGACAUAUCAACAUCUCGCGUCAUUGUUGGUCAUAAUAUUGGUUAUGAUCGAGCCAGAAUACUAGAAGAAUAUGAUAUCAAACAAUCUCGCAACUUCUUCAUUGAUACGAUGUCUCUGCACGUGGCUGUAAAUGGAAUGUGUUCACAGCAGCGGCCAACUUGGAUGAAACAUAAGAAAAACAGAGAUCUUCGGGAUAAGCUAAUGCGUGGAACUGAGUCAGCGGAGCUUGCGUCUAUGGUUGAAAAUAAAAUGCUCAGUGAGGAAGAGGAAGAGCUAUGGGUAGGCCGAAGUUCCGUUAACUCUCUUCGCGAUGUUGCCAAAUUCCACUGCAAUAUCACAAUAGAUAAGGCUCAACGGAACUAUUUUGGCGAACUUGACCGAGAGGGAAUUAAUGGGCAAUUAGAUGAACUUCUGGAUUACUGCGCUGCCGACGUUGCUAUUACGCACCGGGUCUACAAAAAGGUAUUCCCAAAUUUCUUAGAGACGUGUCCACACCCCGUCAGCUUUGCUGCAUUGAGGCAUCUUUCCACUGUUAUUCUGCCGGUUAAUGAAACAUGGGGGGAGUACUUGAAAAAUGCGGAAGACACCUACCAUCGUGCGUUGGACAAUGUGCAAAAGAGGCUAGUGGAACUCUGCGAAAACGCUCUCAAGGUGAAAGACAAACCGGAAAUAUACCAAAAUGAUCCCUGGCUUCGACAGCUGGACUGGUCAGGCCAGGAGAUUAGGAUGGUCAAAGGAAAGAAAAAAGGAGAUCCGCCUCGGCCAGCGGCCCGACAAAAACUACCAGGGAUGCCGAAGUGGUAUAAGGACCUUUUUCCAACGAGUAAAUCAGAUAUCAACAUCACAGUGCGGACUCGUAUAUCCCCAAUCCUCUUGAAUCUUUCGUGGGAUGGCUUUCCCCUUGUUUGGUCCGACAAGCAUGGCUGGACUUUUGAAGUUCCCAAAAAGGAGCUAGAGCGAUAUGAGAAACAGGCAUUUGCGCCAUGCGACAUGUCGGAAGAGACAAACGCUGCUCUACGUGAGAGCAGAGAGCAUGUCUAUUUCAAACUUCCACAUAAAGAUGGACCAGACGCUCGAUGUGCUAGCCCACUCUCAAAAGGGUACCUGCAAUAUUUUGAAAGUGGGAAGCUCUCAUCUCAGUUUCCGUUGGCUAAGGAGGCCUUGGAAAUGAAUGCGUCCUGUUCAUAUUGGAUAAGCGCUAGAGACCGAAUCACAUCGCAAAUGGUUGUUUACAAGAAGGAUUUGGAAAAAACAGGUGCGUUGGGCAAAGAGCUUUCGCCGGACUCAAAAGUGGGCUUCAUCCUUCCCCAGGUUAUUCCUAUGGGAACAAUCACGCGCAGAGCAGUUGAGAAUACCUGGCUCACCGCGAGUAAUGCCAAACCAAAUCGCGUCGGUUCUGAGCUGAAAGCCAUGGUUCGCGCACCACCUGGGUAUGUUUUCGUUGGUGCAGAUGUUGACUCUGAGGAACUUUGGAUCGCAAGCUUAGUCGGUGAUGCACAAUUCCAACUACACGGUGGAAAUGCGAUUGGCUUCAUGACUCUCGAAGGUACGAAAGCUGCUGGUACAGAUUUACAUUCGAAAACGGCAAAAAUUCUUGGAAUUUCACGAAAUAAUGCAAAAGUUUUUAAUUAUGGUAGAAUAUAUGGAGCUGGUUUGAAAUUUGCAGCCACGCUUUUACGGCAAUUCAACCCAAGCAUGUCUGAAACGGAGACAAAGGCCGUGGCUGCCAAAUUAUACAAGGAAACGAAGGGAACUCGGACUACUCGCAGAAUACUGAGUGAGAACCCUUUCUUACGAGGUGGAACCGAAUCCUUCGUUUUCAACAAGCUGGAAGAGUUCGCAGAGCAGGAGAGACCACGAACCCCCGUCCUGGGAGCUGGUAUCACUGAGGCACUAAUGCGACGGUUUAUCAACAAAGGUGGCUUCAUGACGUCCAGAAUUAACUGGGCUAUUCAAUCAUCUGGGGUCGACUACCUUCAUUUACUUAUCAUAUCUAUGGAUUAUCUCAUCAGGCGCUUCAAUCUUGAUGCCCGUCUUGCCAUUACUGUCCACGAUGAAAUUAGGUAUGUGGUUAGGGAAACAGACAAGUACAAGGCUGCAAUGGCACUCCAGGUUGCGAAUCUUUGGACUCGGGCUAUGUUUUCGCAGCAAAUGGGUAUUGACGACCUGCCACAAUCUUGUGCGUUCUUCUCAGCAGUAGAUAUUGAUCAUGUCUUGCGGAAAGAGGUGAACAUGGAUUGUGUGACGCCAUCUCAUCCCAACAAAAUCCCACAUGGGGAAUCCCUCGAUAUCAACGAACUACUCUCCAAGGGUGACGAGGCUAGGCUUGAUCCAUCAAUUACCCCAUUGUCACCGCCGGUCCCAGAAAACUACAGCUAUACCCCACGGGAACCCGUAAUGGCGUCAUUACAAAAUUCAAGCAGCAUGGAUUUUAUCAAAGCCCAAAUUACCAGUGACGAUAAGGAGCUACGAGAAUUAAUAAAGGAUUCGAUGAAGAAGAACUCUUCCUCGACGUCAGGGAGCACAACAAAAUCGCAACCUAAACGUGGAUCAAAAUCGCAAAUACCCCCUCACGCAGAACCACAAAAGGCUGUUUUAAUGGAUGUCCAGCCAAAUCUUCUUCCAAAAUCGUCGAACUUAGCCCCCAAACCGUCAUCUUUUACAAUACAUAGGUUCGGUUGGAAACCUCGUUCCCCAGCAUCUGUAUAA
Trichophyton rubrum CBS 118892 is the source of this 3006-nucleotide messenger RNA. RefSeq lists its product as uncharacterized. Gene Ontology annotation, cellular component: mitochondrion; gamma DNA polymerase complex. NCBI's taxonomy places the organism in Eukaryota, Fungi, Ascomycota, Eurotiomycetes, Onygenales, Arthrodermataceae. Gene Ontology annotation, biological process: mitochondrial DNA replication. The record is from RefSeq and is a predicted model, not a curated record. The transcript has a single exon. The coding region runs from base 1 to 3006 and encodes 1001 amino acids. Gene Ontology annotation, molecular function: DNA binding; DNA-directed DNA polymerase activity; 3'-5' exonuclease activity.